GGACCAUCGAGCAAAUAUGGCGGCUUCGCAAUAAAUGGAAAGCUUGAGCGAGCAAAAAUGAAAUGAUUUCACUUCAGUAUUAUUGUCCACAAUCGCAGCUGCAGAAAGAAACGGACCUUAGGAUUCCUAGGAAUGUCUGGUUUGGAGGAGAGUGCCAAAGUAGAGGUAAAUGACACCUCAAUGUCAAGAAACUCUCAGGACCUUUUGAACAGUGAGACAUUCUGUGCAGAGGGAACUACAUUAGGACCAUCAGUGCAUUAUCCUCAAGAGACCAUGGCACUACUCAGUGACCAAGGAGACCUCCUGACCACUGUUGGUUUUAUGGACACCAUCUGCUCAGAUGGACCAGCCAAGGCUGCUUACGUCAAUGGAUCCACCUCACCCCAUAUCUCAGAUGAAAUCUUGUUGGAUAUUUCAAAAAAUGUACCAGGAUUCCUUCCCAAAUCAUUACAUGCUCAGAAUUCAGUCACAACCAAUGUCCACUUUGAAGGAGCUGAUCCACUCAGAAAAGAGGGGGAAAUAACAAUCAGGCAAACAUUGACUGCGGAGGAUGUGGAGCAUAGGGGCAUAUGGGGCUUUGAUACAGAAUCUCCAGAAAGCUCAUUAGAUCAUUAUGAUGAUGGAAAUGACCUUAACUGGAAUCCCCAAAGAGAAUUUAUGAAGUUCCUGUGGGAUGAUGAUAAUGGUCUCGAAAUGGAGGGAAAACUGUCCCCUGUUCCUUCACCCAUCAACCAUAAAAGAAGAGCUCCUUCACCGUUCGGCCAUAAAAGAAGACAACGUAAAGAAAAACUGGUGUUAAAAGUUGAUCCUUCAGAGGACAUCUACCCUGAGUUGAAUUUUGAAUCAAAAAAGGAUCACCUGGGGGAAGGAAGCCAGAUAGAAUGCAGUAAUGUUAAGAAGACGCGCUCCCCAAGGAAACCAUCCAAAUUACAGUCACCCAUUGUAAAGCGUACCAAGUAUUUUAAUGGAGCUGCUGAGGCAGUCAAACACCUGUUUGCCAAACCUGCAAAACAGGCUAUUAGCAAGACUCAAAAGUUGGGAUUAAUUAGAGAAACUUUGCCAUCAGACUCGUGUUCUAUUGAGGAACCUACAUUUUUUCCCCGUAACAGUGGUUUUAAAGAGAAAUCUCAAGAACACAGACAAAUUACAUGUAAUACAGACACAACUAGUUCAAAGCCAUUCAUAUGUAAGGAAUGUGGACAGUGUUAUCAUGAUCAGAGUUCGUUGUUAAAUCACAUAAGUGUUCACCGGGACAAGCGACGCAAAAUUACGGAAGAAAUAAAUGAGUUGCAUCAAAUUAAAGAUGAUGGUAAAGAUGCAAAGUUGCAGUGCCCCCAGUGCACCUUUGGAACGAACUGUCCAAACACCUUUGUGCAACACGCUAAGACCCACGAGAAGGACAAGCGGUACUAUAGUUGUAAUAAGUGCGAUUUUGUCGAAAUGAAUGAAGUUGAACUGAGACGCCAUUUGCUUCAUAAACAUGGCAUCAGUGGGUCUGAUCUGACUGUUUGGAAAUCAGAUGGAUUUCAGGAGCGUAAAGUCAAUAAAUCAGUAUGUCCAAUUUCCUUCUCCCGUUCUUUUCAAAGAAAAACUAAAAACAUAAUUGGAAACCAUGUUGAGGCUUCGUGUCAACCGCAGUUUAUAGAAGAACAGGCAUCCUCACAUUCCCUUGACAAUUGUGAUGAAGAACCACCUCCAACUGAACAGUCAUUCUCUGUUUGCAAUGUUCUUACAUCAUGUGCAAAACCAACAGCAAGGUCGCCAAAAUUGUCAGUGAAGAUCCGAGCACCGGACAAAAAUAAAAGCUUGUCGUCCAAUGAGAAGUGUGGUCUUGUACGGAAGAAAAAAGUGUUUAUGAAUAGAGGUGUCCAAAGCCAAUCAAGACAUGACAAAUCAAUUCACACACUUUUAUCCAGAAAGAAACGUAGUAACCAGAGUGCCUCAGAAUGCAACACUCAUCAGGAGCCUGAUGGAAGCAGUACAACAGAGUGUCUUGACGAUUCCCUCAAUUGCGAGACCACUUUUUCUGGAACAGGUGCUAGUUUGUCCCCCUUAAAGUGUCUGAAAAUAUCAGCUCAUUCUAAAGAAGGGAACACUAAAGGAACUUCUAAGUCUGAUGAAAACAUUACUUGUUCAGAAGAUGUUGGAAACACCAACUAUAUGCAUAUAAGUUUGGAAAAGCAAACAUUAAAGAAGUCACCUUCCAAAAGGAAAAUGUCUACUCCAUUCCACAAUAUGCAGGGCCAAGAUAUUCUUUUAGAUUUCCCAAAAUGCAGACAAAAUUUUAAGAAACCUGAAACAUCCAAGAGGAGUAAAGAAAUGAUAAACAACGGUCAUUUUCUGUGUGAUUCUAAUGAUGAUCUUGGACCUGAAGAAUGUGAAAGUAACGAGAAUGCUAAUGCACGUUUUGUUAAAAAACAGACUUCACCUGCAAAAGCAAGUCUUGGUGCCUCAACUGGUCACUUUGGGAAAAACCACAGUUCCCCAAGGAUGCUUUCUGUCAAAGAUGAAUGCAAGGAUGACGAAAUCUCGGAAGCGAUCACAGUUGUAAAGCGUGAACCGAGCUCAGAUGUUGAGACCGAUCUGAAGGCUUGUCCGUACUGUCCUGCUGUAUUUGAGUCCGGAAUUAGCCUCUCUAAUCAUAUAAGAGGACAUUUGCACAGAGUGGGCCUGAAAGUACGGAAUUCUGUAGCUAAGGUGACUUCUCUUGAAAAAGUACCUCCAGUUAGACGACGAACACUGCCACAAGUCAAAACAGAAGAGGAUACAUCCCAGACUGAUCAUCCAGCAGAGCUGAAAACUGACUGCCAACAGACAGAGCGCAUCUGCCCUCUCUGUAGGGAGUGGUUUGACACAAGGACUGGGCUGUCCAACCAUGUACGAGGCCAUCUGAAGCGCCUGGGCAAACCCUCUUCCACCGUGUCUAAAUCUCCAGUGAUCAUAUUGAAAGAAUUGAUGCGUGACAAGAAAGAGUUUCAGAUGAAGCUACAGGUUCUUGAGAAGAAGUGCCGCGCCACUAAUUCUUUCCAUCCUAUUAGGUUGAGUAACGGUUUAACCUUUGCAUCUACUGUCAAACGGCAGAAAUAUGAUAGGGAGGAAAAGAAAAGGAUAGACAUUAGUAAAGGCUCACCACCAAGUGAUCUGAUUGGAAUUUUGAAGAAAAGAAGAGCUCAUGAAGAGACCAAAGCUAAGCACCCAUCCCACACGGCGAGAAAGGCUAUCCUUUUAUCUUCAGGCAGAGACUGUGGCAUGGAGAUACAACCUUUCAAAGCAGUGCCAAAUUCUCUAGCAGAGAAAAGUGAACUCGAUAGAAAAGUGUGUGUGCACUGUAAUACCACAUUCCACAGUGGUGUUAGUCUCUCCAAUCAUUUGAGGGCAUAUGCACAUAGAAAGAAAAAAGCUCUUCUGGACGGAACUAUUUCCGUGUGCAGGUUUUGUGAUCUAGUCUUCCAGGGUCCUUUGUCAGUGCAGGAGGACUGGAUAAAGCAUUUACAGAGGCACAUCAUGAAUACCGCUGUACCGCACACAGGGGCAGGGAUGGUGGAAGUCGCCUCCUUCCCCAAGGACUCUUGCCCCAACACAGUACCACAGGCACAACCUUCAGUGAUGCAAAUAUCCUCAUGAGCCCAGGAAAACACACAAUUUGUCUUUGGAAUAUGACUUGUAUGUAAAUUGUUUGGUUCCCAUUUGAAUUUUAUAUUGCCAUCAGUAAGGACUUUUAAGUUUUUUACUCUUAUUGAGGAUCCAUUGUUAACACAGACCGCUUUUUAGAUAUUGUUACAUUGUGCUGGUGUUGAACAUUGUCAAAGAACGUACGACCGGUGGGUGAAUAUGUUGAGAUUUCAGUGAAACCCACCAAAAGACAACCUUUACCUCAGAUCCUUCUCACACCGAGUUUAAUCUGUCAAGGCAGAUUUAUGCUCUACAAAAACUGAAAUUAAACUGUAUGUGGAUUUUAUAUCAAGCCAUUUUCAUUUGAAAACCAACGCAAUUUAUUUUGUCCCAUCCAUGGAUUUUAAAAGGUGCACAUAUGAUGCAUAUGUGUAGAAAUGUAAGUCUUUUGUAAAUGUAAGUACAAGAAAUGUAAGUAUUUACAUUAGAAUUUUGACUCAUGCCAACACACCAGUCAUUAUGUGAAACAACCCAUUCUAUUGAUAUUAGCAGUUCGGACAGUAUGCAUGUCAUAACUCCCUGUUUACACCAUUUCUGGUAACAUUUUGGUUUUUAAUUUAUUACCCUGUUUUGAUAUUAUCUUUGAUCUGUAAGUUUGCCACGUGUGCAAAAAAAA
This is a messenger RNA of Sinocyclocheilus anshuiensis, 4288 nucleotides long. Its product is annotated as zinc finger protein 644-like. The transcript is spliced from 5 exons. Gene Ontology annotation, cellular component: nucleus. Gene Ontology annotation, molecular function: RNA polymerase II cis-regulatory region sequence-specific DNA binding; DNA-binding transcription factor activity, RNA polymerase II-specific; zinc ion binding. The coding region runs from base 133 to 3624 and encodes 1163 amino acids. Lineage: Eukaryota; Metazoa; Chordata; Actinopteri; Cypriniformes; Cyprinidae. The record is from RefSeq and is a predicted model, not a curated record. Gene Ontology annotation, biological process: regulation of transcription by RNA polymerase II.